AGCCAUAAUGACUGUUACUACUCCCAGUGUAAAUCAGUUUCUCGGCGCACAGAGACAUCAGCGUUCGCUUGAGAACGUACGCAGGGAAUUUAAACCUUCUGUACUCAAACACACAAUAAUCUUCUUUUAAUAACCAUAUUUUAAUCAUGUGUCAACAACGUAGCACACAAUAGGAGGAAGUUUGUUUGCUGUCGGCGGACAUUUCUCGCACUUUUCGCGGGACCAUGGCGCUGGAGCUGGUGGGCAAGCGCUGCCUGUGCGCGAGCGGCGGAGGGUCUCUGGAGCUCGCGAGCAUCUCGCGCUGGGACUGGAGAUCCGGAGUCAUCUGCGCGACCUCUGACACGCCUGCUCUGCUGACGGUGUGUGUGCACUGGGACGGCGAGCAGAGCGCGGAGAGGAAGUGGAGGAGACUUCGAGAGGAAUGUGAGGUGGUUUUGUUGGAGCAGGAACUGGUCUGGGCCGCCAGAAGAACCGGCUCAAGCGGCAGCGGCAGCGCCCAGGAGAAGAGGAGACUGCAACCCGCCCUGAGAUUCCAGCCUCUGAUUGGUCAGUCAUGCGUGGGAGGCUUGUCGGUGGUGGAGUUCAUCUCUGACAGACAGCUGGAGUUCUACACAGAAAAGGAGGAGCUCCAGCCAUUCGAGGAUGAAGUGGGCGAUGGAAAUCCAGCUGUGAGGGAUGAUCCGUCUCUACAGGAACAGGUUCAGGCCUGGCUCAAACAGAACCAAUUCCAGAACAUUCUUCAGAAAGGUGCUUGUUCUCUAAAGGGCCUUAGAGUGAAAGUGUUCAGACAGGAGUCCAAAACUCAGUGGCUGUCUGGAGUCAUCACACACCACGACCAGAACAACAGAACUGUAGCUGUCAUGGCUGACCAGGUUCGAGAGAUUGUGAAUGUAGAUCCUUCGCUGGUUCAGAUGGUGUUACUAGAUGAUAUCACCCACUCCUCGCUAAUGGAAGACCACUCAAAACGCAAAUCACAUAUCACCAAGAUCAAUAGGAUUUUUCUUGGCACAGAAAGCAUAUCAAACAACACUACAACAAAUGACCAGGUGUGUAGCUCCAGGCCAGUGCAGCAGCAGUCUGCACCGAGCGCACAAAACUGCAGCAUGGAAGAGGAUGAAAAAGAAGGGAUGAGGGACGAAAAGAGGAGUGAUGAUGGAAGAGAUUCUUCUAAAUCUAAAAACGGCAAUGGUGAGAGGAAACGGAGGAAAGAAGACGAGGGGAAAGAUGACAAGCAGAGAAAGAGAUUGAAGAGGUUGAAAGCGGGGAGUUUGUCCGAACAGUCUGAGAACAGCGAUUCUGAAAAUUCCAGCUGCAGAGUGCAGGAUUCAUCCUCGGAUUCAGGAUCAAAGAAACAGCUGAAACAGCGUUACACUUCAAAGAGGACAUUGGACUGUGAGGUUCACCCCUCACAUAAAGGUGGGGAACCUUCUCCCAGCCAAGUAGGAGAUAGUGAGACUCAGAAAUUGAGAAAAACUCCUCCAUCCGAUGCUAGUGCUUCCUGCAAUGGGGCAUUUAGUAACACAGAGGCGCAGGAGUGUGCUGCCGGUGUUAGUGUUGGAAAAUCAGAUGAGAAAGGUGAUGGGGGAAUGACAGAAAUAGUGGACCGGAGUGAGGGGGCGUCUCUAGAGGACUCAGAGGCUGUGUCUGCACUGCUGGCAUCCCAAGAGAGUGAGCAGCUGGUCUCCAUUGAAACCACAUGUGUGUUGCUACAUGCAUCACCUCAGGAGUGUGAAGGAGCGGACGGUGAGCAUGAGAUGUCGACAAAUGAUCCAGAGGUCAAAAGGCCAGAGUUCACCGACGCUGAGGCUAGGGGGUCAGACUUUAACCAAUCAGAGGUCAGGUCGUCAGAAUUUCCUCAAUCUGUGGCCAUUACCACCAGCAAUAACACUGCAGUCACAGUAGAAGAGGAGCCAAGAGUAGCACCUUCUCGGUCUCCUGUCAAACCUUGCAGCAAAAAGGAGGAUGUGGACUCUAAACAAAGAUGUUCCCCAGAAUAUGGACCUGUGAUUUCUUUGGAGGCAACCCACAAGCAUAGUGUGCAGGCUAGUCCUUGCUCCUCUCCCGAGAUCAUAUCUAAAGCUCAGACUGUAUGGGAGAUGUCCAGACAGAAGCAGGGUGCGUCUCUAGAGAUGGGACUGUUGAAAGAGGACACUCCUCGGCCUAAAUCGAUGGACAGAACGCUUAGCUGCCUUAAAAUGGCACCCAAUCCGAAAGUGACCUGCUCCACAACUCCUUCUCCAUCCCCAAACCAAUCCAGAACCCCUACACUUUCUCCUCCCGGUACGCCUAAUUGCACUCCCACUCCAGACAAGUCCACCAAAAGUCCCCUCAUUGUGGACAGAAAGGAUCCCUUCACUAUAUACAGAGACCCUGCGAUGGUCAGGGCGGAGCUUGAGGCCCACCCCACCUACAUCCAGCCCCCUCACACUCCCCCAAACCCCAAACACCACCUAAAGACGCCAUCUCCCUCCUCCAGCUCACCCAGCCUUACCCCUGCUUCCUCCCACAGCAAGUUACUGAGUCCCUCCCCUCAUCUCUCGCCCAUUCCCCUCCACUCCCAGCCUCCCCUUUGCUCCCUGAGUACACCCCACUCAACCAUCCCUCACCCGCACCUCCUUCCAUCCCUCCUGCAUGCACUGCCCCCAUCUGCCGCAAUCUUGGCUGGACAUCCUCGUAUCGGAUCCCUGGGACUUCCUCACCAUCCUUUAGCCCUUCCGGGUAACUCAUCUCUUCUGGGCCAGACCACUGGUGCAGCUUCUUUGGCACAUCUUGGCCUCUAUCCCCUCUUGUGGCCUCCUUUCCCCAAUGGAGCCCAUAGCUACCCUGGACUGGACGUGAGGAGGAAUCCCCCAAGCCCUUGGCUUUCUCAACCCAACCCUGUUACUAAUGCAGACGGUCAAGGGAUGCAACCCCCACUCCCCAUCCGACCCUCCAGUGCGGACCCUCAGAGAGCAUCUAGGAGCACUCAACAUUGCAUGCCUUCCUCCAAAACCACAGAAGAGCUGGAUAGAAGAGCCGCCACUGAGAGCACAGUCAUCCACACUCACUUCAAGUCUGAACAGGAGCGUGUCCGUGCAGCGAUGGGCAAAAAUGGGCUGACUUACUCCCCAGGUGCCCCUGAAUCACCUCCAAGUCGAAACAAACAGCCACUUGUUGUUUAUGAUCUCACAGGUGAGAGACCUAACCGCUACCAGGAAGAGAACCGGCGCAUUCUUCUGGAGAGCAGUGAGGUCGCUCCGUUCACUGCUAAACUGAGCUCGGAUAGGGAACUGCGAUACACUAGAAGUCCCACUUCUACCCUUCCUUCCAAGGAAAGGGAGAGCGAGAUGGACAGAGAGAGAGACCAGGACAGAGAGAGAAAUGUGCAUGCAUUCAGACACACUCUUCCUCCCCGGCCACAGUCGGCCCAUCCCACCCCAACCCUCACUCCGAGCAGCUACUACUCUUUGCCAGCUAGCAAAGAACUCUACGAGAGGCUCAGUGCCAGCAACACGGCUGCCCCUGUCUUAACUUCUUCCAGCUCACAGGUCUCAAUGAGAGCCAGACCCCCGCCUCUCAUUAAACGCCACCACGAGAAAGAAGAAGGUCUCCUGGGAAAGAUCACAGAGCAACUUGCACAUAAAGCAUCUUCCAUGAUGGCAUUAGAGGUAGCGACUGUGGAGAGAAGGGGGCAAGGCUCUUCUCUCAUUUCUGUCUCCUCUAGUCCCCGCAGCGUGCCUUUACUCCACCGUGCCCCAAUUUUCCACCCUCCGGCACCAAACCUUCUAGUUUCUAAAGACUCUGGACAUGGCAGAUUGUCCCCGCCUACUCUCACACCCAUUCAGCCAAUGAGCUUGUCUGGAAAAGGUCAGAAGCAACAGAGGCCACCCACCCUGUUACCCGAGCUCAAACAUGUCAGACCCGUGCCAGAGAAAGCAACGUCAUCACAAACCUGGGAUACCCAAUGGGGUGGAGUCAUGUUUGACAGAGAGAAAGUAGGUGGUGGGCACACAACAAAUGGAGGUGUAGUCAAACCAAAGUCGGCCACUGCGUCAGUCAUUGUACAUACGACAAGUCACACACAUACCACAAUAAAUUACUCAGUGUCUGACAGCUCAGUUUCCCGGAUGCAGUGCGGCCACAUAAAGCCAUUGGAAAGUGUGUCCAACCCACACUCUAAGGAGGGCAGUGUUCAGUAUAAAAGAGGUGUCCUGUGGACCCCUAUGGAUACUGUUCACCCCAUCAACAUGACGACCCAAAAGGGAGACCUCAGCACACCCAUAAACAUGACAACUAAACCUAUUAACACAGCUCAACCGACACACCCCUUAACAAAUAUGAGUGCCACAUGCUCUAGGAUAGACCUAAUCGCAGAACACUGCAAGAGGAGAGACGGUGGAGCCGGUCAAAUAAAGAUGGAGCCAUCUCCCACCUCUUGUUGCACUUCUAGAGAAUUCCCUCAUCUGAAGAAACACAGAGCUGGACUAGCCACUGCUGAAUCUAGACUUAACACGCAUACAAUUCAGCCUCAACACACUACACAUCCUUCAGAUGCUUUGAAACACACCUCUUACCUCUCAAAUAGUAGGAAUGGGACUUACACUACACUCGCUACACAUACUGUGUGUUCUACACAUGCACAGUCUGUAUUCAACGCUAGCACUUCUGAAUGUCUCCGACUGGCAUCAGGGACUUCUAGCCCUAUAGCAACAACCACACAAGGUUUGCUAUCCAAUGAGCAGAUACCCGCCUUCGCCGUAACAAACCAGUCAACUCAAUUCAGUCAGAACAACUGCCAUAAACUGAAAAAAGCCUGGCUGACCCGCCAUUCUGAGCAAGAUAGAGAAAGUACGGCCUCCCAAACACUAGAUGGCACUAAGACAGCUGUAACUUUGACCAGCACAAGCUCCUCUGUGCCAAUCAAACAGGAAGUGAAUGGACUGGUGGAUAAUUGGUGCACUCAGGAGGACAAAGAGUCCUCCUUAGACAGCAGAAAGUCCAAAAUAAUAGACAAGAAGUCUAGUUUAGAGGACAGGAAGUCUAAUAGUAGUGCUACAAGUUUCAAUUCAGAGGACAAAAAAUCGGUCAAAGCCACUGAGAAACCAGUGACCGCGGGCAAGAAGUCUUCCUCGGAUGAUGUUAAACCUCUCUUGGACAGAAAUGGAAAGCUGGAAAGUAAGGAAGCCUUUGUGGAGGACAAGAAACCUAAUGAAAGACGAUCAACCUCUCUACAGAAACAAGGCGAGAAACGGCCGUUAGAGUCCAGCGGCGACAGCGAAAGUGGAGGAGACUCCGGCAAUGAGAGUGAGAGUGGUGGGUCAGGACAGAGGUUUAAACGGCAGUCCAAGUCCUCUUUUAAAAUAAAGCCGAAUGACAGCCAGAAGAAGAAAGUAGACAAGGAAGAAGAGGAAGAGGCCAAACCCAAUGGAACUCUGCAAAGUGCGAAGGAUAAGCCUCAACAGAGGCUCGCAAACAGCAAUGGCAUCCCUCGCUCUGUGCUGAAGGACUGGAGAAAGGUGAGAAAGCUCAAGCAAACUGGAGAAACUUUCUUGCAAGACGACUCCUGUUCAGAGGUCGGCCCCAACGUGCAGAAGUGCCGAGAGUGUCGCUUGGAUCGCUCUCGUAAAUCUCACGAGCCUGCCAUCUCACCCGUCUUCUGCCGAUUUUACUACUUCCGACGUCUGUCGUUCAGUAGGAAUGGCGUUGUCCGUGCGGAUGGGUUUUCGGUGUCUGAGCAGACAGAUGAGGAGGCGGUUACCGUGUGGACGAGGAGCUCAGAAGAUGCCGAGGACAAAAAGAGGAAAGAGAUGGACCUUGAAAUGUCAAAAACUGUCCUCACGUUCAUCGGAGACAAGUUCUGUCAGCUCAUAAAGACAGAGGACAUUGCUUUCACCUGGGUCAAGAAAGACACUCAGAUCAUGUGGAAGCGAGCGGUGAGAGGUGUGAGGGAGAUGUGUGAUGCGUGUGAGGCCACUCUCUUCAACAUGCACUGGGCAUGUCACAAAUGUGGCUUCGUGGUUUGCAUGGACUGCUACAAAGCCAGGGAGGAGAAGAAACCCAAAGAUAAGGAGAUGUAUGUCUGGGUCCGAUGCGUGAAAAACCAGCCUCAUGACCUGAAGAACCUAAUGCCUACACAGAUUAUACCUGAAACGGUGUUGAUGGACAUGCUGAGCUCAAUGCACUUGAUGAAAGAAAAGUUUGGAAUCUCAUCCCAUUGUCCCAACAAAUCCCUCAACCCCAGCAUGGCCACUACCAACGGACUCUCACUACUUUCAGACAGAGAUAAGAGUGACUUGAAGAGCCGGCAGAUCCCAGAUCAGCAGAAGAACUCGCAGCUGAGAGCACACACUGAGAGAAGAGAGAAGGCCGAGUGUGACGGUAUGGAAGCUCACAGUAGGAAGUCCAUGAGCUCCGAACAAGGAUCAACAUUGCGUGACCUUUUGACCUCCACAGCUGGGAAGCUACGUCUUGGGUCCGCUGGAGGUGCCUUUGCGCCGGUUUUCAACUUGUCGGAACAGGUAACCCAGAACACUCGCAUGCCCAACAUCCUGGAUGACAUCAUUGCUUCUGUGGUAGAAAAUAAGAUUCCCGCUACAAAGAUGACCAGAACGGGGCUGAAUCAGGAUUUGAUGCCAGAGGAGGAGAUGGGGCAGCGACCAGAGGGGGUGAAGCUUGAUGAAAGCCCAUUGGCUGAUGCCCAUACUGCUGUCCCUCACGAUUGGCUAGGAAACCACCGGCUGCUUUGGCUCAAAAAUCACCUUCACCAGGGCAACCAAAUACUGUUCAAAGAGAACUGGACACAAGAGCAGCCGGUGCUGGUGUCCGGAUUGCACAAAAGUCUGAAUGCUAAUCUGUGGAAACCUGAACACUUCAGUCAUGAGUUCUCCAGCCUCCACAGUGACCUCUACAAUUGCAGAGACGGGAGCGUCACGAACUCCAAGGUCAAGGAGUUCUGGGAUGGUUUUGAAGAUGUGUCGAAGAGGCCUAAAUCUGCUAAAGGAGAGUCAGUGGUGUAUAGACUGAAAGACUGGCCAUCGGGGGAGGAGUUUUUGGCACUCAUGCCUGCCAGAUAUCAUGACGUGAUGAAGUCUUUGCCAGUACCAGAGUACACAGACCCAGAGGCUCAUCUGAACCUGGCCUCUCAUCUGCCCUCCUUCUUCAUUCGACCCGACCUUGGUCCUCGCCUUUGCUGCGCCCACGGUAUAACAGCAUGUCCAGAACAAGAUUUCGGGACCAGUAAUCUACAUGUUGAAAUCUCAGACACCAUGAGUAUUCUGGUAUAUGUCGGGGUGGCCAAAGGAAACGGAGCCCCAUCCAAAGCAGGUGUAUUGAAGCUAUUGGAGGGGGAAUUUCUGGACGAGAGUGUAAAGAAACGACUAAAAGACCCUAAUGAGAUGCCAGGUGCUCUGUGGCACAUCUACAUGAGUAAAGACCUACAAAAGAUCCAGGAGUUCCUACAAAAGGUUGCUGCUGAGCAGCAGACUGAAGCAGAUCCCGGGACAGACUCGGACUCGGAGUGGGACGGUGAUGCCGACCCCCUGCGUGAGGGAGGCUGGUAUCUGAGCCCCAGGCUGAGACAGAAGUUACAGGAGGAAUACGGCGUAGAGAGUCGCACACUCCUCCAGUUCCAUGGAGAUGCUGUUAUUAUCCCUGCUGGAGCUCUGCACCAGGUGAUGAAUCUGCACAGUUGCAUCCAAGUGAAUGUAGACUUUGUGUCUCCUGAACACGCACACAACUCCUAUUAUCUAACUCAAGAGCUCCGCCCUCUCAAGGACCAAGUGAACUAUGAAGACAAACUCCAGGUGAAGAACAUCUUUUAUCACUCUGUGAAGGAUGCUGUGGCCACAUUGAGGAAGCAUUUAAAGGAGAAGGACACAGACGAGGUAAAACAGGAGGAGUCCUGACAAUGCAUCUCCUCCUCUGUCCAAACCCUUGGAGCAUAAAGACAAUACCAAGAUUCUCCAAGAAAGGAAACCUGUGCUAAGACUUGAUUUCAACAAAAUGGGCCAAUCUGAUUUCCUCUAUGAUGUCCCUUUCUUCUCUUUGAUUUUAUUCUCAUUGUUUGACCUUCCCUGCUGUGUCUUCUUGCAUGGACAAAGAAGUGAGGUAAGCAAACAAGAUUUGCUCUCCAGACAGGUGCAAUGAGCUUUAAAGCCCACUCGCCGCACAUGCUGAAGGCCCUGGAAAACAAUUAGGAAGAAAAACACUGGCAAAUACAUGUUUUUCCAAAAGUGAUAACGAUCCGUUACAUGUUCUUCAUCAGUAGUGUGUUCACCAUGCUGUGUUUUGGACGGUUGGAGAGUGCAGAGAUCCUAACGCAAUCGUUGCAGUAUCCCAUCACAUCAGCAGCUGCCAAACUGACAGGUUUGAUUAUGUUUCAACAACAUUAAAUUAUUUACAGUUUGGCAAAUAUUCACUGUGCAGAAGGAGAAUAUUAAAGAAGUUGCAGUUUAUUCUG
This is a messenger RNA of Pimephales promelas (fathead minnow), 8437 nucleotides long. It is a transcript of the gene jmjd1ca, whose product is annotated as jumonji domain containing 1Ca. Gene Ontology annotation, cellular component: histone deacetylase complex; chromatin. Gene Ontology annotation, molecular function: chromatin DNA binding; histone H3K9 demethylase activity; transcription coregulator activity. Gene Ontology annotation, biological process: regulation of transcription by RNA polymerase II. Lineage: Eukaryota; Metazoa; Chordata; Actinopteri; Cypriniformes; Leuciscidae. The record is from RefSeq and is a predicted model, not a curated record.